AUUUUUCUUAUUCAUCACCAUCCUCCUCACCAUCUUCUGUAACAUUCGUUUUACCCUCCAAGUGACCACCGAUCGACCAUCAUAGAGAGCGUACGAUACGAGGAAGAGUACUCGAUACGACAGUCCAACGAUGGCUAUGGUUCCAUAAGGUUCCUAAGCCAAGAGAAGGAAAUUUAUUUAGUUUAUGAGAGUGCCUAUCGCCUCAAGGUCAACUUCGGUGAGAUUGUACCGAUAAAAAAGAAAAACGAAAAAAAAAAAAAAAAAGAGGAAACAAAAAGAAGGAACGAAAGGAAAUAAAAAAAAAAAAGAAAGAAAGAAAGAAAGAAAGAGGGAAUAUAGAAACAAAAAGAAGUAAAAAUAAAAGCUAAAAGAGAACCUAACGACGCAUGUAACUUAUAAUUAAAGAGAUCGUACAAGAGCCCGUUAGAUUUUCAAUAAUUAGAAUUUUUCUAUGAUCGAACCGUCAAACGAGCUGAGAUUAAAAUUCAUUGGAUCGGUUAUAUCAAAGGCCUCGACAUGUGGUGGAAGGCGAUCGUCGCUGGAAUAUUCCUCGUUUCUAUUCUAUCGAAGGAAGGCAAAUCUUCUAAUAUCGUACCGUACAAAUGGAAACGCAGUAUCGAUUUAAACGACAUAUAUCACUAUACCGCACAUCAGCAUAGAUUGCCGGAAAAAGUUAUUCCAAGUAGUUAUCAUUUGGAGAUCGAACCUUUAAUGGAUGAAGGUAAAUUCAAGGGUCGUGUUAAAAUAAACGUAACGUGUAUGGAUAUGUUGGAUAGAAUAACAGUGAACGCUCAUCCGGACCUUCAAAUAUCGAACGACGUGAGGAUCAGAGAAUUGAAAUCGGAAGAGACUGGUCCGCCACCUUUGGAGAUCAAUGUCGCAAAAACCGAACUUCCAACGUGGAAAAAAUUUUGGUAUGUCAUUCAUUUGGAACAAAUGUUGAAGGAAGGAGAUAGAAUAGAACUGGAUAUCAAUUAUAUGGGUAAUUUGACGACCAACGAAACCUCAGGCUUCUUUAGGAACGAAUACAUUGACUCCGAAGGACAAGCGCACCAAUUUGUCGCCACUUAUUUGCGCCUGAAUUAUGCCCAGAAAAUGUUUCCCUGUCUGGUCGAUCCGCACUAUAAGGCAACGUUUAAGUUAAACGUUAAACAUCCGAAAACUAUGAUUUCUAGAUCGAACACACCGAUAGAAAGAACUACGGAAGUACUCGACGAGCCCAACAUGAUUUGGAAUCAUUUCAUGGAAACACCUGAAAUAUCGGUCUAUCAGCUUGCUCUGGUAGUGUCGGACUUUGAGAGUAUCGUGCCAACGCAGGAAAUCGACGAGGUCAAUGGAACAAAGCUCGAAAUCAGAAUAUGGGCCAGGAAAGAUUAUCUCGAUAGUUUGAAGAACGUGCCGAACAAGAUCGUCAAGAUCAUGAACUAUCUACAAAAUUAUUUCAAUUGUUCUAUCGGCCUCCCCAAGCUCGACAUCAUGGCUAUUCCCAUGUUCAGUGCUGCCAAAGCUUCGGACAGUUGGGGUCUAAUGUUUUUCAAAGAAAGCGAAUUGAGCAGUCCACUGAUUUGGAAUACAGCCUAUGAAUUGAUCUAUCAGUGGAUCGGUCAAUACAUCACACCAUUUGUUUGGAACUACACUCUUGUGAGCAAGACACUUAAUUCUUUUCUCGCUUCGCUGACGACCGUGGACAUCAAUCCCGACGAAAUGGAAGGAAAGUGGCCAAUGACGAUACUCUACUCUCUUUACUACGAAUUUGGAAAGACCGUGCCGUUUUCAAGAGUGGCUGGUAUCAGGUACGAAGCAACGGUGGCCAAAGCCGAGUUGGUCUUUCGAAUGUUCAAUUACACGUUAGGCAAGGACGUAUUCCGUGAAGGGGUCAGGAACUUUAUUCAACAGCAGUCGGACAUGAAGCAACCACGGGUCUUCGUUUCCAAGGAUAUUUACACUCGUCUGGACGAGGCAGCCGCUGGAACGGCUGAUCUACCGCAAGGACUGACGAUUUUAAGCGUAUCUACCGCUUGGAUCAACCAGGAUAGAUUGCCAUUGGUCACGGUUAUUCGCGAUUACGAAAGUGGAGACAUUAUUCUUAGCCAGAAAGUCUAUAUGAGAGAACCACCGCCGAUUCCUAACAACAAAGCUCUAUCUCAAUGGGAUAUACCAAUCGUUAUGUUGUCCGAAGACAAUUUGAACUUUUCUCAAACAAAACCUUCCGUUUGGUUAACCAAAGAAAACGAACCACGAAAUUUAACGAUCAAGGAUAUCUCCAGCAAGGAUCAUUUUAUUAUCGUUAAUCCAGAAGAAAUAGGUAUGUUCCCGGUGAACUACGAUCCCUGCAAUUGGAAAAUGUUAUCACAAUUUCUACGUGGACCGAACCGCGAAACCAUUCCAAUUUUGACCAGGGCAAAGCUCCUCCAUGAUUCCUGGAAUCUGGCAUAUGCGGGUGAACUAUGCUUUGGAAUCGCCUUAAAUAUGACAUUGUUCUUGAGAGAGGAAACGAGUCUCGUUGUUUGGGAACCCGUCUUUACGAUGAUCGAUCAUGUUGGUAAACGUAUCGAGGGAUCCAACGUAUACGUCAAAUUCGAGGCCUAUAUACGUAGCCUGUUGAAGCCGCUUUACGACAAGUUAGGAGAUAAAGGGCGACUGUGUGAACCAUCUUGGAGAGUUCACAUACGAGGAUUGGCUAAGAACUUUCUCUGUCGUGCUGGUUACGAGCCUUGCGUUAAAGAGGCAAGAGAACAGUAUAGCAAAUGGUUGAUGGAGACGGAACCUGAUAAAGGAAAUCCGGUCGCGAACGAAUUCAUUUGUCCGGUAUACAAAUGGGGUACCAUAGAUGAAUGGGAAUUUGGAUUGCAAAGGGUUAUUAAUUUCCCUCAAAAUAGUCUCGAGAGGAAGCAAAACGAACGUACCUAUCUUUUGAAAACAUUGGCUGGUUGUCCAAAAGAUACUUACAAAAUUCAAAGGCUCUUGAACGUAACGAUUCUGGACCAGAAUGAUAACUUCACCGAUUCUGACAUUCAACUAAUCUUUAACAUGCUCACCGGCGGUGUAGCGGGUUACACGACCCUCUUUAAUUUCCUAACUGAGCACUGGGAUACAAUUAAAGAGAGAUUCGAAAAUAGAAAAUAUCUUUGGGAUGGUAUCGUCAAUUCGGCGACUUCCUCGUUCAAAACGCAAGAAGGUUACGACAUGGUGUACGAAUUGUAUCAGAGUCGACGGGGUCAACUUGAGUCAGCCAGUGGCAUCAUUCAAGAAGCUUUGGAAAAUAUCGAUCAGGAGGUGAGUUGGCGCGAAGAAAAUCUUCCUAUAAUCGAAGCUUGGUUGGACGAAAAUCUUUCGCAAGAUAUCGAAGUUGCAACCGAUUACACGACUACUACCACCAUAACACCUAUCGCAGGUUAAUAUAUUAUAAAACGUUUUGCUGAUCAAAAUAUUCGAUAGCAAUGAAGAAACCAAGGCUAAAUUCGAUGACGAUUCAUAUCCAUCGUAUGAUUGCUUCCUAUUUUUAAUUAUAUUUUUUGCCGUUCGCCGAGCAACUUUAUCGGUACUCAUAAUCGAAAUUCCGGCAGGCCGCCGACGAACGAUGGAAAAUAUCGAGGUCAAUUGAUGUCGUUAGUUAAAUAUAGAUUAUACAUGUAAGAGCACAACGACAUUAUAUGACGCUUGGAAUACCACAAGCUUCAUUACAUCGUGUUCCAAAUACUCGAUAUUAAUGUCAUUCCGCGUGAUUUCAAUAAUACCAUUCCGUAGACACGUAGCGUUGCCCUGGUGAUAGUGCCGCAUUUUAAUAUCGAUUACUAUGUAGAUUUUGCUUUAUUUAUCAAGAAAUAAAUCAAAGAGAUAGCAAAGUUCCUAUUAUAGAAAAAGUAUACGUAGAAAAAUCUUAUAUUAGAUACCUCGGAUAUGAGAUUUUAACUAAUAUAACAAAAUUUAUGUUAUAAAUGUAUAAACGAUAAAAUCAAUAAAUUUCGAAAUACGCUUAAGAAA
Vespa mandarinia (Asian giant hornet) is the source of this 3984-nucleotide messenger RNA. Its product is annotated as aminopeptidase N. Gene Ontology annotation, biological process: proteolysis. Gene Ontology annotation, molecular function: metallopeptidase activity; zinc ion binding. The record is from RefSeq and is a predicted model, not a curated record. Gene Ontology annotation, cellular component: cytoplasm; membrane. Lineage: Eukaryota; Metazoa; Arthropoda; Insecta; Hymenoptera; Vespidae.